AUGUCGCACCUUGUGGUGUUUGCGACAUGCCUGCUGGUGGUGUGUCACUCGCUGCCCUCGACCGUGGGAGCAGAGGCCACUGCCGACGCUCAGACCGACAAUGAAUCACUCCAGAAGCAGCUGACAGACAUCAAGGACACGUGGCAGGCAUUUCAGCGAACAUACACACGUCUCCAAAACGACAUGAGAGAAGUCAAUGUGAGCGAGAAGCACACAAAACUGAAAACACGGAGGCGUCGAUUGACACUCUCUCUCUCUACGUAUGUGUGCAUGGGUGUGUGUCAGGGUGUGAGGAGCAGGAGGACAGCAGCGGCUGGCCUGCCUCGCUUCGUUCAGUCUCGCAGCCGGCUGGACCCCGCUAUGCUCCACCGGGGUCAGUAUGUGACACAGAUGAUGCGGCCGCCGAUGAUGGGCAUCAUGGUCACCGAAGACGAGGACACCAACAAACUCACCGACCAGGCCGCACUCACCGCGAUGCAAUCAGCUGCCGACCAGAUACAAGGCACGCGUGCACACACUGUCGAACACACAUGAUCUAUGGAUGUCUCUUUGUGUAGAGAUGCUGGACAUGGAGGAGUCGAGUGUGGAGCGUGAGCGGCGGUUAGGCAGGGUGGAGCGCACAGUCAGGAACAUGGCCGCAACAGCUGAGUGGGGCAAGCACAUCGCAGCAGCCAAGAGACAUGCCGCAGAGACACAAGAGGCAGCGGCGGCGGCGCCGCCACAGCCGGCAGCAGCACCCAUCGAGGAGUCGUCGGCCAAGGCGCACAGCAUCGAGCAGACUCACAUCGAGAAAGAGACACCACCGCCGCCUGUGGGUGAGAAGAAGAGCGCUGUGCUUUCAUCAGCGCUCCCCUUCAACGCGGUUUCUCGCAUCGGAGACCCACUUAAGGUGUGGAUUAUGCAUCGAUGCUCUGUGUGUGUCUCUCGGUCGAUGUGUGUGUGUGUGUGUGUGUGUGUCUGUGUUGCUGCUGCUUGUGUCAGGUUGGCGCUGUCUCACGAUUUGCACAGCGGCUGAAUGUGGUUCCUUUCCUGCGACGCGGCCUCGUGCUCAGUCACCAUGAUCUGGCACACAGGCGCUACAAGCCUCUGGCUGCCAAGCUCAGGUCAGGCAGAAAAACAUACGAACGCUCAUCUCCCCAUCUGUUGCUUCCGUGGACAGAGUGCUGAAGCAGAGGAUCGGCCUCGCAAUCCAGCAGAAGAAGCGGAGCAAUCGUGACUCUGAAACCGUGCUCGGCCACAUAGUCGCUGAUCUGUCUGCGUCUACGCCCACGAGAUGAGAGGCAGACGUCAACAAGGCCUCAGUGGUGCUGGGUUCGACCAUCGAGCGCAAAGGCUGCAGACGCAACUAUGCCAGUUUUUGCCCGCAAGGUGACACAACCAACACCCUGACAAAUGAAUGUCCGUCUUGUCUGUGUGUCCAUGCCAUGUGUUGCAUCGUGCCUGACAGGGUUUGACGAGUUGCCUCAGCGUUACUGUCGGCCCAGCGGCAACCUCAAGCUCAAGCGGGGCUGCACAGGCACACGCACAUUCAUCGACAUGACGAUCGCCGAUAAGAUGGCAUUCGAAGCCGUGUGCCAAGUGAACCGGCCAUGUUUUCCGUUCUGUGAGGAGUCCUUCACGGCAGCGCGGCCACUUGGUUGGCGGCCGAGAGAGGGCGGCGUCUCCGAAGGGCCUGUCGGGUCAGCUGAUUGCCCAACACAGGUUGACUUUGCCGCCAUGACGCUUGGCGGCCGACGGCGAUUCGGCGAGAGGUGUUCGGUCUUGUUCCCGUGUGUCAACGACUGGUGAGACAGACAAACCGGACAGCACACACACACACACACACACACACACGAAUGGUCUGGUCAUUCUCAAUGGUCGGCUGUUUGCAGCAAGUGGGACCUUACAUUUCCCUGCCCGCUUUUCUUCCGUGUUUUCCUCGACGAGGACACAGGCCUCGCAGAGUGCCAUCCAACGGCCAAACUCACCACAGGUACACAAACCAAGAGCAGCAGCAGCAACGCGAUCGAUCCACCAUUGCCCCUUGCUCCAUCAGAGCUGACCGAGGAUUGUAUCAACGCCACCAGGACACUCCCAAUACAGACACCGACGGAGAAGAGACAGGUACGCACGCAUCGCCCAUGAGAUGCAAUCGCGUGCGAAUGUAUGUGUGUCCUUGUCAGGUCGCCGAGAAGUGUCUCACCGCCUUCCCAUGCAUCCCAAACAGUGAGGGACGAAGGUGUCUCUCCCUCUCUGUGCACGCGUGUUGGGUGUGUCAGCCAUUCGCGAGUCUGACGGCCGCAUCCUCGCCGACUGUCUCGCAUUCAACUACACUGAGCCAUGUCCCGUGGGCUACACCUACAAGAGCACCGAAGGCGACGACUACUCGUGCGAGGGCCCUGACAUGGAGACACACACAGUGAUCCACCUGUCGCACAACAGCACUACCGACACCGACAAGGCCCUCGUGUACGCCGAGACCGGCCACCGCUUCGCGUGUGAGACAGAUCCGUGUGGCGGCCUUGGCAAAGACUACAAACCAAUGUGUCCACAUGUGCGUCCGCAUUAGAUCAACAUUAGCCACCCUUGUCUGCCUUCAUCUGGCUGCUGUGCAUGCAUCUGUGUUGGUCAGGGUUGGUCAUCGAGUGUGGCGAGCGGCAGUUGCCUUUCGCCAGUCCAUUACACCGGCCCAUGCACCGCGCCGGCAAAACUCACAGGAUUCACCACGUAUGUAAUGCCGAGACCGGUGAAGGCAGACGCAUAUUGGUCUUUGUGUCCUUGUGCGUGCGCAGGUUGAUGAAGCAGGCCUACGAGCUGCGAUGCGGUGUGAACUGGUGUGCGUGAGAGUGACAGCGACAGAGGGACAAACACAGAUGACAAGUGACAGACACACCUGAAGCGGAUGAAACGCACUUGAAGCAUACGUAGUCGACGCAUCAGUUUGCAGUCCAUCCAUCCAUCCAUGCAUCCAUCCAUCCCGCAAGAGGCAGCAAGAAGCACCCGAUGAUGUGCGGCCAGGUAUCCAUCGCAAAGAUGGCCGAUACCACGGAAUGCACGCGAACAGAUAAAAACCUCUGCGACAGAGAUGCACUGACUGCAGCAAAGGAACAGCGAGUAUUGUGGGGCAAGACCAGUCUUGGCACACAAUACCAUUGACGCGGUCGACAGCCUUCGACACCGCGCCCAAGAACCUUCUUUGAAAUGAUUGUUUCGUCGCAGGCCGUCGCAGCGGUCCUUGAGUGACAUUUGCAGUGAUAUCCACUAUCUGACGUUUUUUGGCCAAGAUGAGUGGAUCGCGGUAUUCUUGAGCUCGCAAAUUCUGUGGGCGUGGGUUGUUGAGUGAGGAUACCUGUUUGUUCGUGUAUUUCACGUUUCGCCGCCUCCCUCCUCCCGGCGUUUUGAGCACACGCCUCCCACCUACCUCCCUGCAGUCCCGCCCGACAGCACUCAGGUAUGCACGCCACCACACGCAUCAACAGACCAGACAGGCCACAUAGGGGUGGAUAUACGCUCCACGGGGAUGGCAGCGACGCAUGUGGGCGGCCGUGGGCGGCAUUGGCAAUGCCGCGAUGGCACCACGGCACGAGGAGCCGCGAUUCGGUCAUCACCAGCUGCCCAACAGCCUCAGGAAGGUCAGAAUGGCUAUGCUGAGGCGCCUGAGAUGAGCCCUGGGUCGGCAUGAAGCCAAUUCAGCUUCCCAGAUGGUUCCCGGCAUCGGCGUGACGGCAUUGUUGGCUUUCCUCCGCAAUGUCACGGCACUGUCGGCUCUGAUGGACGCGGCAGCUGGCAUGAUGUCUCCCGCCGCUCCGCAGGGAAGCCACGAGAGCGGCGACUCGGCAAUGGACGGAAUACGGCUCGGGGAUGCAGUGCGUUCUUGAGUGCAUACCCGCGUUGACCACCUUGGGCACAUCUCACCGUCUGUAUCUCUGUCUGUGUGUCAGACUCUGCCAUCAUGCGUGAGAUCGUGCACAUCCAGUAAGCAGCAGCGAAUGAGAAUGCCGCCUCACCACCUCCCAUCCCACCAUGUGUGUGUCGUGUCCUCGUGCUGUCCAUUAAUGCAGGGGCGGCCAGUGCGGCAACCAGAUCGGUGCCAAGUUCUGGGAGGUGAUCUCCGACGAGCAUGGCAUCGACCCGACGGGGACGUACCACGGUGACAGCGACCUCCAGCUGGAGCGCAUCAACGUCUUCUACAACGAGGCGACUGGCGGCCGCUAUGUGCCCCGUGCCGUCCUCAUGGACCUGGAGCCCGGCACCAUGGACAGCGUCCGCGCAGGACCCUUCGGCCAGCUCUUCAGACCCGACAACUUCGUCUUCGGUCAGACCGGUGCGGGCAACAACUGGGCCAAGGGCCACUACACCGAGGGCGCCGAGCUCAUCGACUCGGUCCUGGACGUGGUGCGCAAGGAGGCCGAGGGCUGCGACUGCCUGCAGGGGUUCCAGAUCACACACUCGCUCGGUGGCGGCACUGGCAGCGGUAUGGGCACCCUCCUCAUCUCCAAGAUCAGAGAGGAGUACCCCGAUCGUAUCAUGGAAACCUUCUCCGUCUUCCCAUCACCAAAGGUAAGCUAGCUUGGGACACACACAGGAGAGGGGAGACGGGAGACGGGAGAGGGGAGACGGGGGAGGGACUGACAUGGCUGGGCGGUGGUGCACAUGGAUGUUGGAUGUGUGUGUUGUGUGUGUGCAGGUGUCUGAUACCGUUGUUGAGCCGUACAACGCCACCCUGUCGGUGCAUCAGCUGGUCGAGAACGCCGAUGAGGUGCAGGUCAUCGAUAACGAGGCCCUCUACGAUAUCUGCUUCCGCACACUUAAGCUGGUCAGAAAGACACAAACACACACACAGACACCAUCCACACAACACACGCCACCACUCACCCCCCAUCUCCUCCUCUCCCCUCUGUGUGUGUGCAGACGACCCCCACAUAUGGUGACCUGAACCAUUUGGUGUCCGCGGCCAUGUCUGGUGUGACGUGCUGCCUGCGUUUCCCUGGCCAGCUCAACAGCGACCUGCGCAAGCUGGCGGUCAACCUGAUCCCCUUCCCCCGUCUCCACUUCUUCAUGAUCGGAUUCGCACCCCUCACAUCUCGCGGCUCACAGCAGUACCGCGCACUCACCGUACCUGGUGCGUCGACCUCCCCACCCCCUCCUUCCCAACACACACACACACACAUCGCCUGGAUUCCCAUCCGUAUUUGUCGCUGUGUGUGUUGUCAAUGGUGUCGAUAUAUCAGAGUUGACUCAGCAGAUGUUUGACGCUAAGAACAUGAUGUGCGCGUCUGACCCGCGCCACGGUCGCUACCUGACGGCGAGCGCCAUGUUCCGCGGCCGCAUGUCGACCAAGGAGGUGGACGAGCAGAUGCUCAACGUGCAGAACAAGAACAGCUCCUACUUCGUCGAGUGGAUCCCCAACAACAUCAAGUCCUCCGUCUGCGAUAUCCCACCUAAGGGACUCAAGAUGUCCGUCACAUUCAUCGGAAACUCCACUGCUAUCCAGGCAAGUACACACGCACAUGGACAGACAGAGGGCUGAGGGAGGGAGGGAGGCAACAUGGAUGGAAGUCAUGUUGUGGCUGCCUUGUGGCGUGUGUGGUGUGUGUGGCCAUCCAUCCAUUCGUCGCUCAGGAGAUGUUCAAGCGCGUUGCUGAGCAGUUCACCGCUAUGUUCCGACGCAAGGCCUUCCUUCACUGGUACACACCCGAUACACACAGCCAGCAUCCCUCACACACACACACACACACACACCACUUCCCUCCCUCCCCUCUCCCUCCUUGAUGUGCAGGUACACUGGUGAGGGUAUGGACGAGAUGGAGUUCACUGAGGCCGAGAGCAACGUAAGACAGCAACACACACACAUGCGAGCACCAUCUUUCUCCAUGUGUGUGUGUCGAUGUGUGUGUGUGCAGAUGAACGACUUGGUUAGCGAGUACCAGCAGUACCAGGACGCCACCGCGGAGGAGGAGGGCGAGUUCGACGAGGAGGAGGGCGAGAUGGACAUGGAGGCCUAA
Molecule: messenger RNA, 5984 nt
Organism: Vitrella brassicaformis
Lineage: Eukaryota; Vitrellaceae
Source: the annotation of a GenBank genome assembly